This is a messenger RNA of Cavenderia fasciculata, 2388 nucleotides long. RefSeq lists its product as uncharacterized. The transcript has 2 exons. The record is from RefSeq and is a predicted model, not a curated record. Lineage: Eukaryota; Evosea; Eumycetozoa; Acytosteliales; Cavenderiaceae. The coding region runs from base 1 to 2388 and encodes 795 amino acids.
AUGAGCAAAAAUAAACGAAUUGUCAUGGGUGAAGACAGUGACGAAGAUGAAGAUAGUAGCAGCAGCAGUGUUGGACAACAAGAAGCAGAAGAGGAGAUGGAACAAGAAGAACAACCACAACAAGAAGAGGAAUAUUAUGAAGAGGAUCAAGAGGGCUACGAAGAUGCUGAAUUGGCACUAGGUAGUGAUUUGUUGGACUUUAUGACUGCUUCGACUACUCCCAUUGAAUCUCAAGAAAUAAUAGACGAUAAUCUUCAACAACAACAACAACAACAAGACGAUGAAGCUGAAAAAGAGGAACAACUGAGAUUGAAAAGAGAUCAUGCUGAAAGAUUAGCUAUCAAAGAACAAGAAAGACUUGAAAAUGAACGUUUGGAAAAUGAACGUUUGGAACAAGAAAGAAUCGAAAAGGAACGAGUUGAACAAGAGAGACUUGAAAACGAACGUUUGGAACAAGAAAGAAUCGAAAAGGAAAGUUUGGAAAAGGAGAGACUUGAAACCGAACGUUUGGAACAAGAAAGAAUCGAAAAGGAACGCUUGGAAAAGGAACGACUCGAAAAUGAACGAGUUGAACAAGAGAGACUCGAGAAGGAACGUUUGGAAAAGGAACGACUCGAAAAUGAACGUUUGGAAAAGGAACGCUUGGAAAAGGAGAGACUUGAAAACGAACAUUUGGAAAAGGAAAGACUCGAAAAUGAGCGUUUGGAAAAGGAAAGACUAGAAAAUGAACGUUUAGAACAAGAGAGACUCGAGAAGGAACGUUUCGAAAAGGAAAGACUUGAAAAUGAACGUUUGGAACAAGAGAGACUCGAAAAGGAACGUUUGGAACAAGAGAGACUUGAAAACGAACGUUUGGAAAAAGAAAGACUAGAAAAGGAGCGUAUCGAACAAGAGAGAGUGGAAAACGAACGUUUGGAACAAGAGAGACUUGAAAACGAACGUUUGGAACUAGAAAGACUCGAGAGCGAACGUUUGGAGAAGGAAAGACUCGAAAAGGAACGUUUGGAAAAGGAACGCUUGGAAAAGGAGAGACUUGAAACCGAGCGCUUGGAAAAAGAGAGACUUGAAAAGGAACGUUUGGAACAAGAAAGACUCGAAAACGAACGUUUGGAAAAGGAAAGACUUGAAAAUGAACGUAUUGAACAAGAAAGACUGGAAAAGGAACGUGUUGAACGUUUGGAACAAGAGAGACUGGAAAAGGAACGUGUUGAACGUAUCGAACAAGAAAGACUUGAAAAGGAACGCGUUGAACGUUUGGAGCAAGAAAGACUUGAAAAGGAACUUGCCGAACGUUUAGAACAAGAAAGACUUGAAAAGGAGUGCAUUGAACGUUUGGAAAAGGAAAGACUUGAAAAUGAACGUUUGGAACAAGAAAGACUUGAAAAGGGACACGUUGAACGUUUGGAGCAAGAAAGACUUGAAAAAGAACUUGCCGAACGUUUGGAACAAGAAAGAGUCAAUAAGGAGCGCGUCGAGCAAGAAAGACUUGCAAAUGAACGUUUGGAAAAGGAAAGACUAGAAAAUGAACGUUUAGAACAAGAAAGACUUGAAAAGGAACGUUUGGAACAAGAAAGAAUUCAAGUUGAGCGUUUAGAAACUAGCAACCUCACAUUUAUAGCUCAAUCUCCAGAUAUCCGAUCCAAUGAAUUGAAUGAACAUGAAACAACACACUUUAAAGUUCCACAUGCACCAAUUGUUAAAAUCGUAUCAGGAGAAGAGGAUGAAGAAGAUGAUUCUGACGAUGAUAAUGAUGAAAAUGUAAAUACAAGUCACUUGUCGUCAGCAGACAUUAAUGAUGACCAAGAUGAUAUCAACCCACCAUCAGUAUCAUCAACCAGUUCCAAUACAUCAUCCAAACUAUCACAUGUUGCAAAUGGAGGUACACCAUCACUAAACUCUGUAACAUCAUCAACAACAACAUCCAAUCAAUUACCAAAAAGAAAGAUAUCAUUUGGUUCAAAAAUAUUUGGUAGUUUUUCCUCCUCUUCAACUUCGAGAAAGCCAGAUCUUCCACUUCCAUUACAAUUCUUGUUGGAUAAUGACAAGACAGCCUCACCAACCACUUCAUCUACAACCAUAUCACAACCAACAACACCAAGAGAAAAAGAAUUUGUUGAUCCAAGUCAAAUUGCUUUAUAUUGUGAUUUGGCUGAACCAGUGGCAAGAGAAAAGAAUUUGUAUAACAAAAAUUAUGAUGUAUCUAUGGGUAUUCAAAAAAGAUGGACAGAUAUGCUUAAAACAUUAAAUAAGGAAUUGACAACACCAUCUUUGGAAACAUCAGUUCAAUCUACUAUAACCAAUUUACAAGAUAUCACUAGACAAUCAAAAGGUAUCAAUGCCGAUCUUACCAAUUUAAUUAAUAAUUUUUGUAUGUCUCCUUUUUGUUAA